Molecule: messenger RNA, 1239 nt
Organism: Vicia villosa (hairy vetch)
Lineage: Eukaryota; Viridiplantae; Streptophyta; Magnoliopsida; Fabales; Fabaceae
Exons: 2
Coding region: 1-1239 (412 amino acids)
Biological process (GO): SCF-dependent proteasomal ubiquitin-dependent protein catabolic process
Cellular component (GO): SCF ubiquitin ligase complex
Source: RefSeq, a predicted model, not a curated record
AUGAAAAGAAAGAACAUAGGCUUUUACAAAUCAUCAUUCCUCCUCACUAAGAAUAGGAGGAAGAAAACUUCUUCAAAACCUGAUUUUUAUUUACCAGAGGACUGCUGGGAGCAUGUGUUCACAUUCGUCACCAACCACAAACGCGACUUUAACUCUCUAUCUCUUGUCUCUAAAAUGUUCCUUUCCAUAACCAAUCGACUCUUAUUCUCUCUCAGAAUUCCCGAUCCACAGCCUUGCUUUCUCCGCCGUAUCUUCCAUAGAUUCUCCAACCUUAAUUUUCUUGACCUCCAGUUCAACUUGCAUCAUGAUCUGGAUGCAGAUAUUGCUUUGACUCUCCGUGACAUACCAACAUUGAAAUCUUUAUCUAUUUCCAAUAUUGAUCUAAAGGAUGGAAAGUUCUCUCCUUCACUGCUCAUUGAUUCAUUAUUCAGUUUGAAGCGUUUGAUUAGUCUUAAGUUUUGGGAUUCGAAAUUAUCAGAUGAUUUGCUAUACUCUAUUGCAAGGGAAGCUCUUCCUUUGAAGAGCUUUGUCAUCAAAUAUUGUACCUGCUAUACUUACAAUGGACUUUAUUGUUUGUUAUCCAAGUGUAAUUCGAUACAACAUCUGGGUCUUCAACAGGUUGAUUUUCUAGAUAAUCAUUAUAUUACCGACUUGUCUUUGCAUCUUCCACAUUUGGUUUCUAUAAACCUUAGUCAAUGUUACAAGCUCACAGAAUCAGCCUUGUUUGUCCUUCUUCGAAACUGUCAUUCACUUGAAGAGAUCAUCAUGGAAGACAUAGAUUUUAGGAAUUUUGAUUCUUUCAAGAAUUUUCAUGUGAACUCUCAGUUGAAGUCUCUGUGUUUGGCUGGCAACUUCUUUAUAAAUGAUGAAAGCAUCAUAAUGUUAGUCUCCAUUUUCCCCAAUUUGCAGCUGCUUGAUUUGAAUGGUUGCGAUGACAUAUCUGGAAAAGUUCCUCAAUUGGAGGUGUUGAACUUGUCAUAUACAAGAGUCGAUGAUAAAACACUCUAUGAGGUCUCAAAGAGUUGUCAUGGACUUUUGCAACUAAAAUUGGCAUAUUGUAAUUAUGUCACAAAAAAGGGAAUGAUUCAUGUGGUUGAAAACUGCACAAAACUUAAAGAGAUCGAUUUGAGAUAUUGUAAUAAAGUGGAGGCCUACGUCGUUGUCUCGAAGGUUUUAUCAAGGUCAUCUUUAAAAAAAAGGAAACUCUUCUCGCGUGAUGGUCGUAUUUUCUUCUCCUAA